Linnemannia hyalina is the source of this 1587-nucleotide messenger RNA. NCBI's taxonomy places the organism in Eukaryota, Fungi, Mortierellomycota, Mortierellomycetes, Mortierellales, Mortierellaceae. The record is from the annotation of a GenBank genome assembly.
AUGGAAUCAGCAUUGACAUAUUUCUCAGAGGCUGCCAAGUCGUCCGCAGCCCUCUCGUUCCUGCUCAAGGCAUUCGAACGCAACAAUGCCCCCAAGACCGCCCUCGGCCUUUUCAUCGCCUACUACCUCAUCAAGUACCGCGACAACGUCGUCGGCACCCGUCGCACCAACCUCCCCGGACCCCGUGGUCUUCCCCUCAUCGGCAACCUGAUCCUCUUCCUCCGCCUGCCCAUGACCCAAAUGUCCCAGUUGCACGACCGCUUCCACGAAAAGUACGGCGAGACCUGGACGUGCACCAUCCCCGGUGCCGGUCGCAACAUCAUGGUCAACAACCCCGAUGUCCUCGAACAUGUCUUGAAGACAAACUUUUGGGCAUACGAGAAGGGUCCUAUCUUGCAAGAAUCGAUGGCCGAUCUUUUGGGACAGGGUAUCUUCGGUGCCGAUGGCAACCUCUGGAAGUGGCAGCGCAAGCUUGCCUCCCACAUCUUUAACGUCAAGGCCUUCCGAGACUACACGAGCAAUGUCUUUGUCAAAGAGUCCCAGAUUGUCUCCGACUACUUUGAUACCAUUGCUGAGCGUGGCACCACCGUUGACGUUCACGACGUCCUCCUCAGAUUCACCCUCGACGGCUUUGGCGAGGUCUCGUUUGGACAAUCAUUCGGAUGCUUGGCCAACCCUGAGGGCGAAGUCGACUUUGCUUUGGCCUUUGACCGUCUCAACGCCAUCGUGAGUGAGCGUCUCUUCAAGGGUCCCUGGAAGUUCGUCGAGUGGCUCGACGGAACCAGCAAGAUCGUCGCCAAAGACAAGAAGACCGUGACUGAUUUCGCGCUCAAUAUUAUCCGUGCUCGUCGUCAGGAGGGUUACCACAAGCCUCAGAAGGAUCUUUUGCAGUUGUUCAUGGACCUCAAGGGCGAGGAUGGCGAGCCUCUUUCGGAUGAUAUGCUGAAGGACUCCAUCCUCAACUUCAUCAUCGCGGGACGUGAUACGACGGCACAGGCACUUUCAUGGAUGUUCUACUUGAUCCACAGAGACCAGUCCGACAAAAACAUUGCCCGCAAGUUGCGCGAGGAGAUUGACGAGGUCAUCGGCGAUUCCGAGCCCACCUACGAGACCACCAAGAAGUUGAAGUAUGCCGAGGCAUGCUUCAACGAAGCCCUCCGCCUGUACCCCUCGGUUCCUCGCAACAUGAAGGUCUGCGUCGAGGAUGAUGUCCUCCCCAACGGAGUGGAGAUCAAGAAGGGCGAGUUCUUCUUGUGGAGCCCUUGGACCAUGGGCAGAGACACCCGUGUCUGGGGUCCUGAUGCCAUGGAGUUCAACCCUGACCGCUGGCUCACCGGCGACAAGGCUACUCCCUUCAAGUUCCCUGCCUUCCAUGCCGGACCCCGCACCUGCUUGGGUAUGCAGUUCGCGACUGCAGAGGCAAUGACAUUCAUCGCAACAGUCUUCCGUCGCUUCACAUUCGAGUUGGUCGACCCUGUCAACGAGCCAGGCUACGCUGCCGGUUUGACCCUCCCCAUCGCUGCCGGUCUCCCCAUCCGCGUCCGCCGUCGCGAGUUGAACCAGGACACCACCGCCGUCGCCCUUUAA